GUUGAUGUUCCUUGCUUUUGCUUUUGCGGGGUAGAGAAGUUGUAGUAAAGGGAAGAAGAGAAAGAAGAGCGACGAAGCGGGAAAGAGCAUAGACCGCCAAAUUGAUGCUCUUAGGUUAAGAGUGGCAUAUUUGCUUCUCAGACUCUCCAAUCUGCGCACGAAUCUUAAUUUUCAAAGAUAAGAGCUAAGGUGAAGUGAUUCCCGAAGUACAAUAGAACAGAAGAGAGGAAACAUCUCCCAAACCUUCAAAUGGAUGACAGAGUUAAAUCUGAAAAGAGAAGCAGAGAUCGAUACUUGGAACAUGACGACAAAUACCAUCAUGAUUCUGAUGAUCACCGCCAUCAUCGAUCGGAUAGGAAUCACAAGCGUGACCACAAAUCCAGGGACAGGGAUAGGGAUAGAACUUAUGACAGAGAAGGAAGCAAAGAUAGGGAUAGGGCUUAUGACAGAGAAGGAAGCAAGGAUAGGGACAGGGCUUAUGACAGAGAAGGAAGCAAGGAUAGGGACAGGGCUUAUGACAGAGAAGGAAGUAAGGAUAGGGACAGGGCUAAUGACAGAGAAGGAGGCAAGGAUAAGCAUAGGGCUUACGAAACUGAGGGCAGCAAAGAUAGGUCAAAGGUGAAGCGUGAUGAGGGGAGGGAAGAUUUGGUGGAGCUGCAACACACCUCACAUUCUCAUAAGCGGAAAGAGAGGGAGCACAGCGAGGAAAGGGACUAUGAGGAUAAGAAAAUUAGGGUUUCCGAGGAGAGGAAGGAAGGGAGGAGGGAACGGAGGAAGUUUGGGGAUAAAUUCAAGAAGGAGGAAGACGAAGAUGGUGAUGAUAAAUUUAAAGGCAUUCAUGAGGCCAAAGUCAAGGAGGAAGUCACUGAUGGUGCCCAUGGCUCAGCUUCAUCCAAAGACACCGUGUUUGUCCAAAAUGGCACUGCCUUGGGAUCACCUGCUGUGGCGCCCAUGAGUGUGCCUGAGACAUCUUUGGCUCCUCCUCCUUCCUUUCCUAUCAAGGUAUCUUCGAAUUCUACCACAAAUGAAAAUAAGGGCGUUAGUAUUACCAGGUCUCAUGAGGUUACUGGAAAAUCUAGUACAGAUGGGUCAUCUACAACUGCUGGGAAACCUGGAAGCCUCUCUAUUGAUGCCCUAGCUAAGGCUAAGAAAGCUUUACAAAUGCAGAAAGAGUUGUCAGAAAAGCUGAAGAAAAUUCCUCAGUUGAAUAAGAGUUCUACCCAAAAUUUACAAGGAGGCUCAAACUUGAGUUCAAAAAGUGAAUCUGCAGUACUCUCUUCCGGCGCUGGAGUGGCAUCAAAAACUUCCACCUCAGCAUCUCUGGGCCAUGUUGCAAAUAUGUCGAUUUUCCCCUCAACUGCUUCUGCUAAUCUUCCAGCAAGUGGCACUAGUGCUGCUGGUAUUGCAAAUGCAACUCUACCCAACUUGGAAGCUGUCAGGCGUGCUCAGGAGCUUGCUGCCAGGAUGGGAUUUCGCCAAGAUCCCCAAUUUGCUCCUCUGAUAAAUAUGUUUCCUGGUCAGAUGGUAACAGAUGUUGCUAUCCUGCAGAAACCCACAAAGGCUCCUGUUCUCCGUCUUGAUGCUCAGGGACGAGAAAUAGAUGAACAUGGAAAUGUUAUUAAUGUGACUAAGCCCACCAACCUUAGCACAUUAAAGGUCAACAUUAACAAACAAAAGAAAGAAGCAUUUGAAAUACUACAACCUGUAUUGGAUGUCGAUCCUGAAUCUAAUCCGCAUUUUGAUGAAAGGAUGGGUAUCAACAAAACAAAGCUCCUGCGGCCCAAGAGGAUGAAUUUCCAAUUUGUGGAAGAAGGAAAAUGGUCAAGAGAUGCUGAAACAAUAAAAUUGAAGAGUAAAUUUGGAGAAGCUCAAGCAAAAGAGCACAAGGCCAAACAAGCACAAUUGGCAAAGGCAAAGGCUGCUCCCGAUAUAAAUCCUAACUUGAUAGAAAUAACAGAGAGAUUUGUAAUUAAAGAAAAACCGAAGGACCAAAUUCCAGACAUUGAGUGGUGGGACGUGCCUCUUCUGCAUUCUGGAAAUUAUGGUGACAUUGAUAAUGGAACCAUAGGUGAAGAUAAACUGAAAAUGGAAAAAAUCACUUUUUAUGUGGAGCAUCCUCGUCCAAUUGAACCACCUGCUGAGCCUGCUCCUCCACCACCUCAACCACUCAAACUAACUAAGCAAGAGCAGAAGAAACUCCGGACACAAAGACGUAUAGCCAAGGAGAAAGACCGACAGGAGAUGAUAAGACAGGGUGUCAUAGAACCGCCAAAACCAAAGGUCAAGAUUAGCAAUUUAAUGAAAGUACUUGGAUCUGAAGCAACUCAAGAUCCUACUCGGCUUGAAAAGGAAAUACGUACUGCAGCGGCUGAGCGUGAGCAGGCUCACAUUGAUAGGAAUAUUGCACGCAAGCUUACUCCGGCUGAGCUGCGGGAGAAGAAGGAAAGGAAGCUGUUUGAUGACCCAAAUACACUAGAGGCAAUUGUCUCUCUUUACAGGAUAAAUGAUCUCUCACAUCCAAAGGCCCGCUUUAGGGUCGAUGUUAAUGCUCAAGAGAACCGUUUGACUGGAUGUGCUGUGAUUUGCGAUGGUAUAAGUAUUGUUGUGGUUGAAGGUGGAAGCAAGUCAAUUAAGAGGUACGGGAAACUUAUGCUUAGACGUAUUAAUUGGAGUGAUGUUUCAAAAGAGAAAGAAGAAAAUGAAGAUUCAGAUGAUGAUAAGCCUGCCAAUAAGUGUGUUCUAGUGUGGCAAGGAAGUGUUGCCAAACCCAGCUUCAAUAGGUUCAGUGUUCAUGAUUGCAUCACUGAAGCAGCCGCCCGAAAAGUUUUUGUGGAUGCUGGUGUACCUCAUUAUUGGGACCAAGCUGUAAACUACGUAGAAGAUGAAGCUGUUUGACUUGUCUUCUGGUGUUUUUGUUGUUCGUUAUUGGCCUGCCUUGACUUAAGUCUUUUGGUGAGUGACCAGUUUUACAAUUUGCAUUGAGCAGUGUUUUAAACAAAAUAAUAAAACACAAUAGCUGCUAGUGCUCCCAUAUUUCUUAUGGCCAAAGAAUACAUUUAAUGGUGUAAACUGUCAUAUCGGUUGGAUAGCAUCCAAUCAAAGAUGUUAAUGAUUGCAUGCGAUACACAACAUUUGGUUAAAACUUGGAGCUUCGGGUUUUGACUAUGUUUCCGACCUUGUAAACUCCGAUUUUAAUAUGCUAAUUUUUUGUGGAUCUUCUUUCUGGUA
Messenger RNA from Cajanus cajan (pigeon pea), 3228 nucleotides. RefSeq names its product protein RDM16. Lineage: Eukaryota; Viridiplantae; Streptophyta; Magnoliopsida; Fabales; Fabaceae. Gene Ontology annotation, cellular component: U4/U6 x U5 tri-snRNP complex. The record is from RefSeq and is a predicted model, not a curated record. Gene Ontology annotation, biological process: mRNA splicing, via spliceosome.